This is a messenger RNA of Macrosiphum euphorbiae (potato aphid), 369 nucleotides long. The record is from the annotation of a GenBank genome assembly. NCBI's taxonomy places the organism in Eukaryota, Metazoa, Arthropoda, Insecta, Hemiptera, Aphididae.
AUGAUGUUCAUAGUUAUUUUAGAUGCAUACUCAAAGUGGGUUUUUGUGAAAAGAAUGUUAAAUAUAACAUCUAGUUCUACUGUUAUGGUGUUAAGAGAGUAUUUUGCAACUUGGGGUAUACCUGGAAAAUUGGUAUCUGAUAAUGGCCCUUCUUUGUGUUCUGUUGAGUUUGAAACAUUUCUUAAAAACAAUGGUGUUUUUCACAUUAAAACUGCUCCAUAUAACCCUUUAUCAAAUAGCGCAGCAGAGAAUUUAGUGAGGACUUUCAAAAAUUACUUAAAGAAAGUAAUUUCUAGUACUAAUAAUAAAGAUUGUAUUGAUACUGGUGUGUUGAAAUUUAUUUUGUCUUAUAAUAGCACUAAACACUAG